AUGCCAGCACCAACAAACUCCCUGCGUGGCUUUCUCACCCACGCUAAAGGUGCUCUUCGAGCUGCUAUUGAUUCGAGCCAGAGAGUCACUUUUGUCAUUGGCAAUGAGUCUGCUGACCUUGAUUCGAUGUCGUGUUCCAUUCUCUAUGCAUAUUUGCGAUCCAUGUCUCCGCCCAAGAAUGCCUUUACUCCACUCUACGUACCAAUCACAAAUAUUCCAGCUGCGGAUAUCAAGCUGAGACCAGAAUAUUUGGCGGUGUUCAAACACGCAAACAUCGAGUCCAGACACUUGAUCACGCUUGAUGAUCUUCCUGCCCUAUCUGACAUCCAAUCUAAGCUCGCUCCCGAAAACACAAAGUGGAUCCUGGUGGACCACAACGCUCUCCAAGGUCAGCUCGGCAAGAUCUAUUCUAGUCGCGUGGCAGGGGUUAUCGAUCACCACGAUGAUGAAGGCAAAGUAGCUCAAGACACGGGUGAUGAGCCACGUAUCAUAGAAAAGACCGGUAGUUGCACUAGUUUGGUGACGAACUAUUGUCGACUGAUGUGGGAACUGCGCUCCGGGUCUGUGAUGUCCUCGAGCACGAGCUAUGCUCAAGACGGCAGUCUAUCUGACGAUGCUACCUUUAUCAAACGGUGGGAUGCAGAGGUUGCCCAGCUAGGAUUGGCGAGCAUUCUCAUUGACACGGCCAAUCUCCGCGAUGAAAGCAAGACAACAGAGCACGACCGUAAGGCAGUGGAGUACCUGGUAGCCAAAGUCAUGCUCUAUCCUCAACUAGCUGCAGAUUUCGAUCGUACGACCUUCUACAAAGAGAUCAAUGCAGCGAAGAAGGAUAUUGGAGGAUUGAAGCUGCAAGACAUACUUCGAAAAGAUUACAAGCAGUGGGACCAAGGUGGCCGGAAGCUCGGCAUUAGCUCAGUGGUCAAACCCAUCAACUUCCUACAAAAAAAGGCUGGUGACGAGAGCAACACGCAACCUUCUGACACAGCUUUUCUCACAGCCUUGGAAGACUUUGCGAAGGAGCGUGAGCUAGACCUGUACACGGUCAUGACCACGUCGACAUCCUCCGAAGGGGAGUUCCAACGAGAGCUUCUUCUCUGGGCUUUCAACCAUAACGCUGUCUCAGCUGCGAAGGAAUUCGCCAAGAGUUCUAGCGAUGAAUUAGGCCUUGGAGAAUGGCAAGGUUCCAGCAGCAUAGCCGGUGGGAGCCAUGGCAACGGUCAGUGGAGGAAAGUCUGGCGGCAACGACAAGUACAGCACAGCCGGAAACGUGUCGCACCUUUACUCAGGGAAACCAUGGCAUGA
Molecule: messenger RNA, 1302 nt
Organism: Cucurbitaria berberidis CBS 394.84
Lineage: Eukaryota; Fungi; Ascomycota; Dothideomycetes; Pleosporales; Cucurbitariaceae
Product: exopolyphosphatase-like protein
Exons: 2
Coding region: 1-1302 (433 amino acids)
Cellular component (GO): cytoplasm
Molecular function (GO): exopolyphosphatase activity
Source: RefSeq, a predicted model, not a curated record